Cladocopium goreaui is the source of this 951-nucleotide messenger RNA. NCBI's taxonomy places the organism in Eukaryota, Dinophyceae, Suessiales, Symbiodiniaceae. The record is from the annotation of a GenBank genome assembly.
AUGAUCUUUGCCUCUUUGCGUUUUGACGAUGCUGUUCAUGUGAAGCCGCAUGAGCUUAUCCUCACGGAUGAAGGCCUGUUCGGCGUGGCAUGGCAGACAAAGGUCGAAAGGAAGAGGAGGGGAACUAAGUUCGUUGUUCCCAUGUCGGCUUCGCUGACUCUGGAUGGCUGCUUGCUGUCUUUCGACAGAGACUACUGGAUGCGGGAUCUGAACACCCGCGACGCGUUUAGAGAUGUGGCGGCAGCCUAUCAACGUUCAGUUCAAUGGCUCCGCCAAGGUGAGGAGCAGGCGAUCAAGCUGGCAGAAUCCAAGCUCCAUGGGUUACGGCGCUCUGCUCGUGUGACGCUUCUUGACGCAGCGGUGCAUGCUGGUCGCUCGACAGAAGAGAUCGGCCUGCAGGCAAACUGGAAGAAUCCGGACCCGCUCCUUUUGAAGUACACACGGAAUCGCACGAGUGUGCCAGCUCAGAUGGUUCAGCAGCUCGUGAAGGACAUGGUCGACCACUCCCACCCGUUCGAGGUGCCAGCUGAUGCGGUGCUGGAUGAUGGCGCCGUGAGUGAGAUCAGGACACGCAACGAGCAGAUCGCUCAGAAGUCCGGGCUUUCCAAGAAUGCGGAAGAUCUGCUGCGAGUGGUGACGAUCGACCAGCCUGACCGCCAGUUCAGAGAAGAAAGUUCAUCGGGGAGCUCGGAUCAGCGGAAGAAGUUCGGCACCUUCUCGGCAGCUCUCUUGGAAGCGCUCACCAACCACAGACAGUUGUGGAAUGAUGCUCGCUCGAGUGGGGAACUGGACAAGUUCAAGCAGGCGGCGACAAGCGCCCCCACGACGCCGCCCAAGAAGCGAGCUCGUUCGACGUCACCACCUUCUCCACCAAGCACAGCCAAGGCCAAGAAGAAUAGCAAUGGCGUGCUCGCCAAAGAGUUCAACUUCAGCAGGCCAAAGCAGUUCUAG